UUAAGACGUUUUUGUUUUGUUUCUCUAGGUAAGUCAAAAUGCACAACAUUAAAAGUGCAUGUAGGUUGUUAAGGAUAAGAUCGUGUUCCCCAUGUAUUGCACACAAGUAUAUAAGGAAAUCAACAUUAAUACAACACCAUAGAAAUGUAUCUACCGCCCAAUGUGGCAACAAUACACAAGAAACAACAAAAGAAAGUAAAAAUGUUCCUUCACAACAUAAAGUGAUUCAGUUUUUGGAAGAAGAACCAGAAUUUGUGAGAAGGUUGAACAGUGACUUUGCUGAACCUUAUACGGACAUUUCUAAACUCCGGGACUUCAUUAUGAACCCAAGAGGGCGAAACUAUAGCAACAGUGCGCUUGUGGAGUUCUAUGAAAAAGCAAAGCUGUUAAAACCUGCGGUUGAUGUAAAGUAUAUGCUGGAUAACUUGGAUAAGGUACAGGAAAAUAUGAAAAUGCGGAAUUGUGACUUUGAUUUGGUGAAAAUGGUUGUUCAACCUUAUAAAAGAAUGAUUCUUGUGCAAAACGAGGUGGAGAAAUACAAUGAGAUGAAGGAGAGCGUAAAAAGUCAAAUUGAAAAUGUUCAUCAAAUGAAUUUUGAUGGAUUGACCUUGGAAAAACAGAUGGCAAAAUUGGAACAGUCAUUACAGUAUGCUAACAACAUCCUGCAUAUUUUGAAUUGGGUUAAAAGGCAAGUAGAAGCUGUUUUCUUAGCUAAUGCACUUAUGGUGCCAAACCAAACACACCCUUUAGCUAAGGAUGGGGCUACAGAAGGCAAUGUAAUAGAAACUGUUGGAAAUAAACCGGAAUUUGAUUUUCCAGUUCAUGAUCAUAUUUUUAUUGGUGAAAAACUUAAAUUAUUCAGACAAAGUCGAAUGUCUGAUUUUGCAGGCCAUAGGAACUACUACCUUAGUGGUGAUGCAGCAGAGUUAGAACAAGCACUAAUUCAAUAUACAUUGGACAAGCUAAAAGCGAGAAAUUUUCAUUUUAUAUCGACGCCAAAUAUUCUGAAGGAUGCAAUGUUAGAAGGGGCAGGCGUUGUGUCUAAUAAAAUGGAGGAUCUGCUGUACAACAUUGAAAAUGCUUCUGCAGAUGGUUUUUGCUUGGCAGGAACAUCAGAGAUAGGAUUAGCUGCUUAUUUUUCAAGCCACGCUAUCUUAGAAUCGCAGCUGCCAAUUAAAGUAUGUGCUGUGAGUACUUGCUACAGGAAAGAAACUGGCACAAGGCUUGAUCCAAAAGGACUUUUCAGAGUUCACCAAUUUAAUAAAGUUGAAAUGUUUGGAGUGACAGGAAAUGAAAGUGGCAACGAAAGCGAACAACUCCAACUAGAAUUUGUCGAGAUACAAAAAGAACUUUUCAGCGAUCUUAAUUUACAUUAUAAUGUGAUUGACAUGCCAGCAAACGACCUGGGAUUGCCGGCGUUUCGUAAAAUCGACAUUGAAGCUUGGUUUCCUGGUCGUGACCGCUAUGAUGAGAUAUCAAGUGCUUCAAACUGCACUGAUUUCCAAUCCAGGAGACUCCAUAUAUUAUAUAAGCAUGACGAUAAAUAUAAAUUUGCACAUACAGUGAAUGCUACCGCAUGCGCAGUGCCCAGAAUGAUAAUUGCGUUACUCGAAAAUGGACAACAAAAAGAUAAAACUAUUGUGGUACCUGAGUGCUUAAGAGAAUAUAUGGGUGGAAAAGUCAUUUUAAAGAGAGAUAAAAGGAGAAAGGCAAUGGAGUAUAUUGGAAUUAAAGCUUCGAAAAAGAACCAGCGUUGUUUAGCAGAUUUCUAGUUAUAUUUUGUUAUUUUUUUAUUUUAUGUUUUAUUUUUUUGAAGUGCAUUUGCAAAUGUUUAUCAUGUUUGUGUCUUGUUUAACUGAUUCAUGUCUUACUGUAAUUAGCAUGCUGAAUUACAGAAUGUUACAAUGCUUCAAGAAAUAAACCUAAUUCAUAUCCUGCAAAUGCAUAGGCAUUAGGCAGUAUGUUAUUAAAAUAAAAUCUGGGGUGACAUUG
Messenger RNA from Ciona intestinalis (vase tunicate), 1992 nucleotides. Its product is annotated as serine--tRNA ligase, mitochondrial. Gene Ontology annotation, molecular function: serine-tRNA ligase activity; ATP binding. Gene Ontology annotation, biological process: seryl-tRNA aminoacylation. Lineage: Eukaryota; Metazoa; Chordata; Ascidiacea; Phlebobranchia; Cionidae. The record is from RefSeq and is a predicted model, not a curated record.